UCCUCCUCCUCCUCCUCCUCCUCCUCCUCCUCCUCCUCUCCGUAGCCAUUUUGGCUCAAGCUCUUACGGAGAGCCGCCCCUCCCCCCUGCCGCACGAAGAGGCCUCGGGCUGGAGGCCACGGCGCCAGAGUGGAACACCGCAGCCGCCAGAGGCGCAGCCACCUGCUAGUGGAGCGACAUGGAGUACCCCAUGGUUACCGUCAACGACGUCAUGACGCUGGGCGUACCCACCGAUCGGUUCCUGGUUCCACUCAGCGCGAACACGUACAAGAUAGAUUUCCUGGCAUUCAAGAUCAGAGCGGUCCAGGACGGGCACGAGACGUGCCUCCUUGAGAUCUCGAAGGAUCCCGACGAUGGACCUGAGUUGGACGACACCAUCGGCGAUGAUGCCCGCAUGUUCAAGUACCAUUUUGGCCCCCGGUUUCUGGACUUCCAGACCAUUGGCACCAAUUUAGAGUUCACGAUCGGGGACGUACCUCUGCACAACUUCCGGAUGAUUGAAAGGCAUUACUUCGGCGACCAACUGAUCAAGAGCUACGACUUUACGCUGCCCUUCGUUAUCCCGAACACCCGCAACACGUGGGAGGUGAUCUACACGAUGCCAGACAUGGACCCCGCGCUGAAGCAGGCCAUCAUCCAAAAUCCGUACGCCACUUGUUCCGACAGCUUCUACUUCGUCGAGGACCGAUUGGUGAUGCACAACAAGGCGUGGUACGACUACAGCGAGGGCCCCGGCAUGGUGGAAAUCAGGGAAGAGCCACCCAUGCCAUGAGAAGGAGAGCAGCGAGGUGCCCGCGCUGCAGAGGUGCUGCACGCGCCUCCGCCCAGCUGCCGUCAUCUUCGUGAUCUGAGAGCCUGGGCAUAGCCGGACAUUGCUGCGCAGUUCUGGACCAGGUGAGCAGGUGCGCUGACCUGGCUAGCAGUCUUGGCCACGCAUGGGCUCAGGGACU
This is a messenger RNA of Prorocentrum cordatum, 950 nucleotides long. Lineage: Eukaryota; Dinophyceae; Prorocentrales; Prorocentraceae. The record is from the annotation of a GenBank genome assembly.